CUCUAUAGUUUUCUUUUACUAGUUUCGUAGUUGGACUGACAUCUGUCGUCGUUUUAGAUAUAACAAGGUUUUAGGAUUGACUAAACAAAUAGGAAAAAUGUUAUUUCGAAUUGUACCUGCAUUUUUGGUUGCCCUUUUCGUGUUCGCACGGGGAGAUGAAGAAGUGAAGACUGAAGAUGAUGUUUUAAUUCUGACAGACUCAAAUUUUGAUGGCGUUAUUGAAAAAAACAGUAUGGUUCUUGUUGAAUUCUAUGCUCCAUGGUGUGGACAUUGCAAAGCUCUGGCCCCCGAAUAUGCCAAAGCUGCCAAGAAAUUGCUCGAGAAAGAAAUGGCACCAAAACUGGGAAAAGUUGAUGCUACCGUAGAGAAAACAUUAGCAGAAAAAUAUAAGGUCCAAGGAUAUCCUACCUUGAAGUUUUUCAAAAAUGGCGUUCCAUUAGAAUAUCAAGGAGGACGUACUGCUGAUGAAAUUGUUACCUGGCUCGAAAAGAAGACAGGACCACCAUCCAGAGAACUUAAAACUAAAGAGGAAUUGGAAAAAUUCCAGGGAGACAAUGAUGUCUGUGUUGUUGCUUUCUUUCCUGAUGCUGAAAGCUCAAAUUCUAAAGUGUACAUAGAAGUGGCUGAUGGAAUGGAUGAUGUUAGCUUUGCUCAUAUUUCUGAUGCUGCAGUCGCCAAAGAAGCUGGUAUCGGUGAAAAUAAAAUUGUUGUCUUCAGAAAGUUUGAAGAUGAAGAACCAAAAAUGGAAUAUGAAGGUUCUGGAACUGAGGCAGAUAGCGUCAGAGAUUUCAUCAAGGGUAAUCAACUCCCUCUCGUUAGUGAAUUUACUCAAGAGUCUGCUCCUAAAAUCUUCGGUGGAGCAAUCACAACACACAAUCUUCUCUUUAUCAAAAAAUCUGACGAUGGCAGCAAGGAUCUUUUACAAAAAUUCAGAAAAGCUGCAGAAUCUUUCAAGGGCAAGGUACUUUUCAUUUACAUUGAUGCCGAUAUUGAAGAAAAUGCAAGAGUUAUGGAAUUCUUUGGUCUCUCACCAAAAGAUUGCCCGGACUAUCGUAUCAUCAAGAUGGAUGAAGACAUGGCCAAAUACAAGCCAGAAUCUACUGAAUUUACCACUGAAUCUAUCACUGAAUUCACACAAAAGGUUGUUGAUGGAAACAUCAAGCGUCACAUGAACACAGAGGAAAUUCCAGAAGAUUGGAACAAGAAACCUGUGCACGUUCUCGUCGGAAAGAACUUCAGAGAAGUUGCUUUUGAUGCUAAGAAGAAAGUUUUCGUUGAAUUUUAUGCUCCAUGGUGCGGUCAUUGCAAACAACUUGCUCCCAUCUGGGAUAAAUUGGGUGAAAAAUACGCCGAUAGAGAUGACAUCGUAAUUGCAAAGAUGGAUUCAACAGCCAACGAAGUCGAAGAAGUCAAAGUAUCGGGAUUCCCCACCCUCAAAUACUUCCCAGACGAUCAAGAAUCUAGUGUUGUUGAUUAUAACGGAGCAAGGACACUGGAGGCUAUGAUAAAGUUUAUUGAUUCCGACGGAAAAGAUGUAAGUGGUGGUGGCGAUGAAGAGGAUGAAGAAUUAGAAGAGGAGGAUAUUGAUGAAGAGGCCGAAGAUCAAGAACAAGAGGAAGUUGAGCAAACAACCGAUGGAAAAGAUGAAUUAUAAAAUGAAAUUAUUAGUCGUUUCGAUUUUUUGAGCGUUACGCCUGGGACUGUGAAGCAGCAAAAGAGUGUUAAAGCCCCUCAUGAAAUAGCAGUAAAUUUAGAUGAAGGCAUUUCUAUUUUGUUUUGAGAAGUGUGCCAUAGGAAUUCUUGACCCAUUUUUCGGUUUUACAAUUUUUUUUUUGUGCCAAGCCAGCUAUUUGCUCUAUUGCUCUGUUAACUUUAUUUAAAAGAGUCCCUUCAGAUUAAUAAGAUGUGCGAUUGACAGCAUGAAUAUUUGAAAUCUUUAUCUUGGUGUCUGUUCAGCAUCUAUGCAUUUAAUUUCUUGAAAUUUUGACGGGGAUUAAAUGAGGAAUUCGGAAA
Styela clava is the source of this 2013-nucleotide messenger RNA. RefSeq names its product protein disulfide-isomerase 2-like. Gene Ontology annotation, molecular function: protein disulfide isomerase activity. The record is from RefSeq and is a predicted model, not a curated record. NCBI's taxonomy places the organism in Eukaryota, Metazoa, Chordata, Ascidiacea, Stolidobranchia, Styelidae. Gene Ontology annotation, biological process: response to endoplasmic reticulum stress; protein folding. Gene Ontology annotation, cellular component: endoplasmic reticulum.